AUGACAGAUAUCAAUCAAUUAGCUCAAAAUUGGUUAAAAUGGGAUAGAAACCCAAAGACACACAAGGAGAUUGAGCAAUUAGUAGAAGCUAAAGAUGAAAAUGAAUUAAGAGCUAGAUUAGAGAAUAGAAUUGCUUUUGGUACUGCUGGUAUUGUAUCAACAACGAUCGUUCAAUCACAUAUGAAUAUAGGACCAAUGAAAGCAGGUUUUGCAAACAUGAAUGAUUUAACAGUGAUUCAAGCAAGUCAAGGUCUUAGUAUCUAUGUUCAAGAAACAAUUUCACAAGCUCAAUCAAAGGGUGUAGUUGUUGGAUAUGAUGGUAGAUACAAUUCAGAAGUAUUUGCUAAAUUGACAGCUGCUACUUUUGCAUCAAAAGGUUUCAAAGUUUAUUUGUUCUCAAAGAUUGUACCAACUCCAUUUGUUGCAUUUGCAGUACCAGAACUUGGUGCAAGUGUUGGUGUUAUGGUAACUGCAUCACAUAAUCCAAAGGAUGAUAAUGGAUAUAAAGUUUAUUGGGAUAAUGGAUGUCAAAUUAAUACUCCACAUGAUAAGGGUAUUGCCAAACAAAUUGAUUUAAAUUUAGAACCAUGGACUAUUAAUAUUGAUAAAUUACUUUCAAGUGAAUUAGUCAACGAUCCAUUGGAAACAAUUAGUAAUGCAUAUUUUUCAAAGAUUUAUAGUUAUAGUGUCAAGAAUCGUUCGACACCAUUAGAGUUGGCAAAUGAAAAGGUUGUUUAUACUGCUAUGCACGGAGUAGGAGGUGAUUAUGUUAAAAAGGCGUUUGAAACAUUUAAAUUACCACCCUAUGUUGAAGUAGCUCAACAAAUCAAACCAGAUCCAGCAUUCCCAACGGUUGCCUUCCCCAACCCAGAGGAAGGAAAAGGUGCUUUGAAACUUUCAAUUGAAACUGCAGAAUCUGUAAACAGCAGACUCAUUCUUGCCAAUGAUCCAGAUGCUGAUAGAUUGGCAGUUGCUGAAAAAUUAAAAGAUGGAUCAUGGAAAGUAUUUAAUGGAAAUGAAAUUGGUAUUUUAUUGGCAGAUUGGGCAUGGACCAAUGCAAAGAUUAAUCAUCCAGAUGUACCAGCCGAAAAAUUCUUUAUGAUUAAUACUGCUGUUAGUUCGGCCAUGCUAAAGACAAUGGCAAAGAAGGAAGGAUACAUUUGCGAGGAGACCUUGACAGGAUUCAAAUGGGUUGGUAACAAGGCCAAGGAGAUGAUUGACCAAGGUUACAAGUUCUUGUUUGCCUAUGAAGAGGCUAUUGGAUUCAUGUAUGGUGACGUUUCUUUGGACAAGGAUGGUGUCAGAUGCGCACCAAUCUUUGCUGAAUACGCACUCAACCUUUACGCCAAUGGAUCAUCGUGUCAAGACCACUUGGACCAUCUCAUGCAACGUUAUGGCUACCACAUUAGCAAGAAUAGAUACUUUUUCUGCUACGAGCCAUCCAAGAUGGUCAGAAUAUUCAACGACAUUCGCAAGUCAAACAACGGCCAAUUCCCAGACAAGUGUGGUCCCUAUGAAAUCAUCCGUAUCCGUGAUUUGACAGUCGACUAUGACACUGCCUACCCAGACAACAAGGCUCGUCUCCCAGUCAGCACUUCCACCCAAAUGAUCACCUUUUACUUUAAGAAUGGUGCCAUUGCAACCCUUCGUGGUAGUGGAACCGAGCCAAAACUCAAAUACUAUGUUGAAAUGAUUGGAGACAACAAACAAGAGGUUGAAUCUACCCUUCAACAAGUCGUUCAACAAGUAAUUGACAACUUCCUUCAACCAGUUGUAAAUCAACUUACUCCACCAAAAGAUGAUUAA
Molecule: messenger RNA, 1806 nt
Organism: Cavenderia fasciculata
Lineage: Eukaryota; Evosea; Eumycetozoa; Acytosteliales; Cavenderiaceae
Gene: pgmB
Product: phosphoglucomutase
Exons: 5
Coding region: 1-1806 (601 amino acids)
Biological process (GO): carbohydrate metabolic process; purine ribonucleoside salvage
Molecular function (GO): phosphopentomutase activity; magnesium ion binding
Source: RefSeq, a predicted model, not a curated record